AAGGUAGUGCGGAGCUCCUGAUCGAUCGGUGCCAAAGCCAUGAAUUUUCGCACGCGCGACCGAGAAUGUAGCCUCCCCGCUGCCGGAUUUCGUUAGAGAUGGAGGAAAUCGAGCACGUCGUGCAGGUUUUCCGGGGGAUGCACUUCAACGAGAGGGCGUUGGAGAGGAAGUAUGCGAUGGCCUUCACAGGGCCGAUCGAUCAGCUCUUUGACGACGAAAGCGUCAGGAUUGCUGCCGCCAGAGCGCUAGAGAACAACGAAGGGGAUUUGAGCGCAAUCGGAGACAAUGGCUACAGGGCCGUGAUACAUGAGCUCUUUCUUCUACAGAAGUGCGUCGAGAAGGAUCCCAUGCGUGUUGGUGUGCCGCGAGUAGAACUGCCCAGCCCGCUAGCGAAGAAGGCGAAGGCUAAUGCUUGGAGUUCUAGCCGACCCAAGCCUGGACAGCUAUUGCUGGAAGCGGCUACUGAGAAGCUUGCGGCCACCGAGGACUCGAGAAUCUGCAGCAAUGUUUGUGACGAGAACUUUGCGUCCACUUCCGGCCGAGACGAGGAACUUCCGGAGUUCCCUCCUGGCUUUGAAGAUUUUGGAAAGGUAAUGCUGCUGCCAGUGCGUCAAGCUUAUGACUGGGGGAUUGUCGUCCAAGGCUGUGAGCUCUCGGAGUUGAAGGGGCUGCUCCAUAGCAGAUUGGAGAUCGUUCCAGCGCCGGCCGAUGAACUCGCCAUUGUUUCGUGCGAGGACAGUGGUGGAGUUUUCAAGUUUGUGUCGGGCGUGGUGGCGGAGAUGUUUUAUGAGGCUUGCGUGACGAGUCCACCUGUGGUACAAGGGAGGGAGCUUUCCGUUCAGAGGCUGUACGCGCCGGCUGAGAUUCCUUCCGUGGACUUCGUGUGGCGAUCCUCGUCAACUUUGCUUUACUUUCGGGGAGACGGGGCCCGGAGCAGCCUCAAGCAGCACUUUGAGAAAGUUUUGCCGGAAAAAAACGUUGGAGAGGUGGUCCGAUCGAUGCAUAUCUUUCCGGAGGGAUUGGACGCACUGGUGGAGCUGGAGUCGGACCUGGUAGCGGAUCUAUUCUUUUACCGGUGCGGCAAGAACAGGUGCUUGGAAUGGGAUUUCCUGGUCUGUCGUAGCAAGGUCAUGCCACCGGACGACGAAGUGGAGCCCUUCAUCGACGUAGUGUCCAUACCUGACUUGAACUGGCCGAUCAAGAGUAUCAACCAGGCAGCGGACAGCAACAAGGUGCCACAGCCGGCAUCCAAGAGGCUUGAGAUUCGGCUUCUUCCCGAUAGUGUCCAGGCCGUCAAGGCGAAAGAUACUCAGGCUGCGGGUGAAACACAGUUGCCGGUCAGCGAUUCUGAUACUCGGGCGCUCCGAGGCGAUGGCAACUUGAAGACUGGCACUACUAAGGCUCCCCGUCCGACGAAAGGAAAAGAGAUUCCGUUUCAACUUCGACUCAUGCCUGCGAGCAAAAAGCUGGUGGUUCUCGAGGAUGAUAGAGCUUGUCUUGCAACGUUUUUCGAGACCCUUCUCCUGUGGAGAAAACCGGACGAGUGCUGUCAAGUCUGCAGUCCGCGGCCCAACAUGUCGAUUGUCAAGUGCAGCUCCGAAGCUGCGGCGGACGCCAUCAUGGAUGCGUACGUCGAAGAGCCGCAGAAGUUUAUCGUCGACGGCCAACCGCUUCAGGUCCUCCGAGACAGGUCUUACCAUCGUCCCGGCGCGGUCAACAAGAUGUAUACCGUGGAGGACGAGGACCCAGGUGAAGUCAGCGUCUCGGGCCUUCCGGAUCUCCCACCGCAGUUACUCAAGGCGGCUCUUCGCGAGCUCCUGGAUAGGACGUUCGCGUCGGACUCGUCCGUCAGAGAGCACGGAAACGGGCUGUUCAAGGAGUACCAUCAGAAACACGGCGUGAGCUACAUUAGCUUCUACACCGUGGCGACCACAGUAGCGCUGCUUAAGCUCAAGCAUCCCAUCACGCUUGGUGGCAAAGUUCUCAGCUUCGAGCAUCACGGCCCCAAGAGAGCACCGGAGCGAGGCUGGAGCCACAAACUUGACAGGCAUGGCCGGAGUCACGAGCAGCACCAGCCAGGCUUUUGGCAUGGUAAAAGUCCAAGCCCAAAGGAAGGUGAGGCAUACUUUCGCCGAGCCAGGGGUCGUUCUACCGAAGAGAGGCAGCUCGGCAUCGUCCGUCGAGAGCUUGAUCCUUCUCCUCGAUGCGAUCCCUUCAACGAGAAGUUCCUCAGGCUUCAUGAACCUCAGAUUUUGGAAGGCGAGAGGCAUGGUCAUCGUCGGAAGCGUUCCACCUGUAUCGCAUUCGAGGAACACUUCUAUGAUCACCGCCAGGUUACUUGGAAGAGGUAAUCGAUCGAGAUUCGUGGUUUUGGAUAAGAAAACUAACACAACUAUGAUCAGCCAUGUAAAUCUGAGUAAAAACUUUGCCAAGAUGUUUUGAUAAAAUGCCUCGCACUGUCAAACACACCAUAACAUCGUUGGGUGUGAUCACUUCUUAGAAUCAUCGUCCACGAGAAUGCCCAGGAGCUCCUCCUCGC
Selaginella moellendorffii is the source of this 2539-nucleotide messenger RNA. RefSeq lists its product as uncharacterized. Lineage: Eukaryota; Viridiplantae; Streptophyta; Lycopodiopsida; Selaginellales; Selaginellaceae. The record is from RefSeq and is a predicted model, not a curated record. The coding region runs from base 99 to 2351 and encodes 750 amino acids. The transcript has 3 exons.